This is a messenger RNA of Centrocercus urophasianus (Greater sage-grouse), 3350 nucleotides long. RefSeq names its product bone morphogenetic protein 2-like. The transcript has 6 exons. Gene Ontology annotation, biological process: SMAD protein signal transduction. Gene Ontology annotation, cellular component: extracellular region. NCBI's taxonomy places the organism in Eukaryota, Metazoa, Chordata, Aves, Galliformes, Phasianidae. Bases 1915 to 3048 code for a protein of 377 amino acids. Gene Ontology annotation, molecular function: cytokine activity; growth factor activity. The record is from RefSeq and is a predicted model, not a curated record.
GGCGUUUCUGUCUGAGGAAUCCCAGCUCUCCUCCAGGCACUACGAAUGAGCUCCAGAGAGGCUUGGGUUGUUUUGGGGGCUGUGCAGCUUCCAUGCAGUGACGUGAUGGCUGCGCCCGCAGUGAUCACGGUUGGAUAAUAAUAAAUCCCUGGUUUUGGAGGCAAUGUCUGAUGUUACGCUGCUCUUCUCCUUUGCUCUCAUUGCUGAACCUGGCAAAACGCUUCCCCUGGGGGUGGAUCUGCUGGGCUGGGCAGGUGGGGCUGAAGCCAACCUCUGAUCUCUGAGCACGGUGCUGUCUGCUGCCAAAGAACCUCUCUGGGUUUGAGUUUUGGUGCUGCUGAGGAACAGAUGUGAGUUGUGGGUAAAACAGCCGCUGAAUGCAGGCAGUGGGGGUGGAGGGUUUGUGUCCCUUUGGGAUGAGACUUGGAGGCGGCCGAGCUCCCGUGGGCUUCGUUGGUUGGAAAGCAGUGGGAAGGACAGAGCAGCGUGGGGAGGGCUGUGAGCAAACCUGCUUGCUCUCCAGCAUCCCUGCAGGUGUGUGCAGAGCCGAGAUGUGGCUGCUGUGCUGGAGAUGCCACCACUGUGCAGGCAGUAAGUGGGAGCUGUGUGCCAGUGACAGCAGCGCCAUUCGUCACUGAGAUGCUCACCUUCUCACCUCCCGGACCAGGGAGGGCUGAGGUAAGAACCUGGGAUGCUGCAGCCCUCCUUGCCCUUCCCAAAGCACAGCAAGUGGCCCCGUGAGGCAUCGUGGUGUGAGGAGAGCUGCCUGGUGCCUUCCGUGCUGAUUCAGGCUCAUAGGGAUGCAUGGUUUUGUGUCUGAUGUUUCCCUGCUGUGCUUUUUUUACUGGGCAGCUUUGCCCACAGCAGAUCAGUCAGGGUUUGCCUUUGGGCCGAGCCCAUGAGCUGCCUCAGGAAGACUGGAGUGAUGUCCUGAAAGGAAGACAUGGAUCCAUUUGUUCACCAAGGACCUUCAGGAGCAGCUCUGGUUUCAGUUCCCUGUGCAGCUGUAAAAUGUCAGCACAGGUGGUGCCAAAAUCACUUAGAAAUGAGAACUGCAAACUCAAUUGUACCAACCAGAGCAAAACCUUCUGCUGGGGUAAAGCAGAGUUGGGUCCCUUUGGUGCUGCCUUGCGAGUCUGCAGAUCAGAGGGAAUGGCAUCCAUCCAAUCCAAUGUGUCUGCAGGGACACAUUGCUGCUCCAUAAGGCUGUCAGGCAGUGUGAAGUGCUGCUUUCCAGGGCUGGCAGAAUCCCUGUGCCCCACAGCUGUGCCAGGGAGGUGCAUUUGUCCCCAGGCUGGUCGGUGGAUGGUGCCUCAUUCGGUGAUAACGGCCCAGCUGGGAAAUGCCCGCCGACCCCCAGGUUGUUUUUCCCACUGCCCUGAAGGCGUUUUCCUUCUGCGUUUCUGCUGCCAAAGCUGAACGUUCAGCCCUGGCACUGGAGAACGGGGGUCCUGGGGAAGGUUGUUACCGUUCUCUUCCUGCACGCUGCUUGGAAACCCACGGGAGGUGAUGGCAGCAUGGGGAGCUGUGGGGUGAAGGAGCAAUUCCUGAGGUUGGUCCCUGCCUGCAGCAGGGGGGCAGGGCAGCCCCUUGUUGCCCCUCAGCCACGAGGUAUCGUGGUAAAAACGUCCCACGUUGCAGCAGCCUGGGGCUCUCAAGGAUUUUUCCAUCGGUGCCUGAAAGCAGCCAGCAGCCUUCGUUGGGGGCUGAGGGUUUCUUUCCGAAGCCGAUUGAGGGAGCAGAGAGAGAUUUAUUUGAGAAGCAGUUUAAUGCUUGGACUCCGCAUCCCCAAAACCUCCUCCCUGUGGGUCUGCCUGCCCCGGGCUGUGGAUUGGGGCCGUCCCCCGGGGUGUCCCAGCGAGGUGCUGAGGGGGAUCUUCGUGCCUUUGUGUUGCAAAUCUUUGCAGGAAAUUGAUGUGGGAAGGAGCUGCUGCUCCUCGGCGGAUCCCCGCCUGCUUAGCGAGUUAUAAAUGCGGCGCCGGGUUUGCAGAGGGGAGCGAAGCCGGGACAGCAGAGCCAUGCUGGGCGCCGUGCUGCUGCUGCUGGCCUUGGCACGGCCGGCAUCCACGGAAAGCCGCAGGGCCGAGGCUCUCAAAAAGCUGCUGGAAGUUUUUGGCAUGGAGGACCCCCCGCCCCCCCCGGCCCACGUCAAACAGCCGCCGCAGUUCAUGGUGGAUCUGUUCAACGCGGUGGCCAACGCCGACGGCGUCACCAAAAACCCCGACGUCCUGGAGGGGAACACGCGUGGCCAAGAAUGAGAAGAUCCUGACGGCGGAGCUGCACCUCUUCCGUCUGUGGCCGAGAGCCGCCGAGGGGCCCAGGAGGCAUCACUUCUGCCAGGUCAGCGUGUACCAAAUUCUGGACAAGGCUGAGCCGGACUCCCCCAAAGGACAGAAGCUGCUGGCAAGCAGGCUGCUCUCACUGCAGGGCUCGGGCUGGGAGGUCUUUGCCAUCACGCAGGCUGUUCGGGAUUGGACCCAAGAUGAGAGCAGCAACCGAGGUUUGCUGGUGACGGUCCACAGCCUGGGUGGCAGCACACUCGAAGCCCCCGCUGUGCAGUUCGCAUCCAGCGGGGACCACCAUGAGAGCAAGAAGCCCAUGCUGGUCCUGUUCACAGAUGAUGGGCGCCGAGGAGCAUCCCUGCCCAUGGCCGGGGUCCCAGCCUCACAGCCUCGGGAUUUCCCUGCCAAGCUGACCGGGCCGCGCAGCGCACGCUCUCUGGACCGCCUGCAGCCGUGCCAGAGGCACCCCCUGUCUGUGGACUUCGAGGAGAUCGGCUGGUCUGGGUGGAUCAUCUCCCCCCGGGGUUACAAUGCCUACCACUGCAGAGGCUCCUGUCCCUUCCCCCUGGGUGAGAACAUGAGGCCGACCAACCACGCCACCGUGCAGUCCAUCAUCAACGCCCUGAAGCUGAGCGAGGGCGUCAGCAGCCCCUGCUGCGUGCCUGACAAGCUCUACUCCAUCAACCUCCUCUACUUUGAUGACGAUGAGAACGUGGUCCUCAAGCAGUAUGAUGACAUGGUGGCUGGGAGCUGCGGCUGCCACUGAUGCAGAGAUUCCUUCCCCCAUUGCAGAGCAGCUCUGCACGGUCUCUCUUUGGCACCGCUGUGGGUUUUUGCAGAACAAAGCAAAGGGGUGCACAGCUGUGAUCCCGUUGGUGCUGGGAAGGCUCAGGGUUGGACUCAGGGCUGAUUCUGUGCAGGGUUGUGUGGGUUUUCCCACCUGUAGUGGCUGUACCAUAUGUAUAUAGUGAGAGCACUAAUAUAUGACUGAAAUCGGUGUCCUGUAAAUGUCUGUACAGUGCUGUGUUUUGUAAAGUGAACUCAGAGGAACUAUUAAACGUACUGUUG